AUCAUUCUGAAUCAUUUAAAGCCCUGAAUUACAAUGACAUUAACACUCAUGAGGGGCCCAGAGGAAGAGGCUCGCCUAGGGCGGCAUUCAUCCAAGAAGCGCUCCUGGAAACACUGAAAACAGUGGAAAGGACCUGCAAACCUGUGAGGGGGCUGAGAGAGCAACGUCAAAGACAGUUCCUCACUGUAAACAUGGCGGAGGCAGCGGACACACCACAACACCGGUUUUACUGCCACUUCUGCAGGAAAGAGACGGAGCCCCAACUGCCGGAUUUGGUCUGCCCCACAUGCGAGUCCGACUUCAUCGAGGAGGUAACAGAAGACUCCAGUUUCCUGCGGGACAGAGCGUCAUCAGUAACAAAUGCAGAGUCAAACUUGCAGUUGCCAGACAUAUGGCAGCUGGUGUUCAUGGAGCGCUCCGCCCUGCUGUCCCACCCGCCCUCCUCCGAGUCCCGCCCAGAGGACAACCAGCAGGUAUCUCCGGCGUCCCCGGUCGUUACAGAGCUGCAGGAACAGGACUCGCCUUUUAACGUUGAGCAGGACGAGUCUUCCAGGCCUGAGCAAAUCCCCACUGUAUACGGGAUCAUGCAGCAGGUCUUUUCUGAACUGUUAGCCACCAGCGGAAGCUCCACUUCUACUCCAACCGAACUAUCAAGCAUGAUGCAGUUGUACUCAAACCCGGGAGAUUAUGCGUGGGGACAGGGAGGCCUCGACGCGGUCGUCACAGAGUUAUUAGAGCGGCUGGAGAGCACGGGUCCACCGCCGGCUGAACAGGAGAUGAUCUCAUUGCUGCCCAGUGUUUGCGUCUCUCAAGAACAGUUAGACUGCCGACUAGAAUGUCCAGUUUGUAGGGAGGAGUAUUCGCUCGCCGAAUCUGUCAGGAAGCUUCCCUGCCUCCACUACUUCCACAGCGACUGCAUAGUGCCCUGGUUGGAGCUGCAUGACACCUGCCCAGUGUGCCGCAAAAGUCUCGACGGCGUCGACAACAACCUCCCGCCCACAUCGCAGCAGCCCCAAGACGAGCUCUCUGACAGGCAAGAGCAACAAGAGAGGGAGGCGAUUUGAGCAACGGGACUCUUCGUGUUGGAUCAGCCGCUUUUAAAUAAAACACAUUACAUGCACCGCAGUUCUGACUGCA
This is a messenger RNA of Poecilia reticulata (guppy), 1137 nucleotides long. It is a transcript of the gene rnf115b, whose product is annotated as ring finger protein 115b. NCBI's taxonomy places the organism in Eukaryota, Metazoa, Chordata, Actinopteri, Cyprinodontiformes, Poeciliidae. Gene Ontology annotation, molecular function: ubiquitin protein ligase activity. Gene Ontology annotation, cellular component: cytoplasm. Gene Ontology annotation, biological process: protein ubiquitination. The record is from RefSeq and is a predicted model, not a curated record.